Rotaria sp. Silwood1 is the source of this 1353-nucleotide messenger RNA. The record is from the annotation of a GenBank genome assembly. Lineage: Eukaryota; Metazoa; Rotifera; Eurotatoria; Philodinida; Philodinidae.
AUGGAUGAUCAUGGAACAAAAACCCGACGAAAGCCAUUGAGUUGGUGUAAAUUAAUCAUUUCGGCCUUGAUUCCAUGUGUCUUAGGUAUCUUUACAAUUCUUUUUACGUUGCAACAACAAGAUCUCUCGAAACAACAACAACAACAAGAACGUUGGCAUCAACUUGAUUCUCAACGGCAAACAUCGUUCAAUGCAUAUAUUGAUGACAUAUCGAAGUUUCUCGCACAAGAAAUGGCUAUACAUCCAGUGAUCGACAAAACUUCCCUGCUUUAUAUCCGAACGAAAACAUUAACUGUUUUACGAACUUUGGAUGCUGAACGUAAAAAAUACGUUCUUUUAUUUUUGUAUGAAAGUGGUCUGAUUCGCAAUUCUGGUCUUGACUUGCGUGGCGCUGAUCUAAACAAUGUUCAAUUGAUUGGACCGUACAAAUUAGACAAUUUAUAUCUGCCCGAUGUGUUCUUGUCAAAUGUCACAUUUGUUGAUUGUCAUUUGAAAAAUGCAACUUUCGAUCGAUCAGUUAUGAAUAAUGCACGUUUCAUUCGAUCAACAUUAGAAUCAGCUUCAUUAGGCGAGACUGUCUUGAAUAACACGGAUUUCACAGGAACUACGAUCAUUUUUGCGAAUUUCACUGGAGCAUUUCUAAUCGGAGCAAAUUUUCUCAGUGCAGAAGUAGUUCAAGGUCUCACAUUUACGAAUAGUGAUUUAUUUGAAGCUCAUUUCACUGAAGAACAAUUUCAAGGGCAACGUGCCACUAUGUUAGCACAUAAUUUUAAUCACGCACGCUUACCUAAUGGAACUUUCGGACCGAUUGAUGCAAAAAAGAAUCUCAUUCAGAAUGGUGAUGCUGAAUGGAACUGUUCAACAGAGAAACCAGAGCCUUGGUUAAUGGCUUAUACCAAUACCACAUUGUACACUCGUGAUGUAAGAAAUAUUUCAGUUAUAAACAUGACAUUCGGCGACUUUGAUAGAGGCAAAUGUUCAUUCGCAGUGAAGGUCAAAACUCGAGUUACUCAAAUCAUCGAUCUUCGCCUUUAUUCACUUCUCAUUGACGCCGGUCAAGGAGUCUUUGCUGCAUCAGCGCUUAUGGGUUGUGAUGUACCUGGCAAUAAUGCAUACAUGUCUGUGAGUAUGCAGCGUUCUGAUGGAUUGAUACAAGGACAACGAUUGUAUUUAAGCUCAGAUGGAAUCAAGUUGGAUGAUACAUUUGUGAUGCAACCGCAUCAAAUACGAGUACAACGAAUGAUAGAAUAUACACGUCGUGUCACCAUCACUUUCGGCGUAGAAACAUUGCCAAAAUCAGGUACUUGGUGUUACUUUGACCAUAUGGCAUUCAUCGUUCGACAGACAAUCUGA